Molecule: messenger RNA, 5656 nt
Organism: Lepisosteus oculatus (spotted gar)
Lineage: Eukaryota; Metazoa; Chordata; Actinopteri; Semionotiformes; Lepisosteidae
Source: RefSeq, a predicted model, not a curated record
GAGCGCUGCGCCUUUAAGGGCGUGACGUACUGCAGCCGCGUUGACCCGGAAAGAGUUGGGACGAGGUGGGCGGUCGUGUGGGUUACGUCAGUGUUGUUUUGACGAGUGUUGGAAGAGUCUUGUGUCGCUGUACUUCGUCUGGGGAAGGGCUUUUCAGUCCUGUUUUGUGUCGGUUAUUUAUUUUUUUUAUUUUAUCCCGUAUUGUUUUUUUUUUCCCGUCUGGGUUUGGGAGGUAUUCACCUUUAACAUAUGAGUGUGUCGUUGGUGGUGAUCCGUCUGGAGCUUGCGGACGACUCACGGCUGCCAGAAGGUUUCCAGUACUGCGCUGCUGGCGACAUGUCGGAUGAUGAAAUCAAAGAGGAGGCGCUGGGAUCGGCCAAGGCCUGUCUGAGUGGGAAAAGCACCCUGGAGAAAACAGCAAUUAUACACCAGCAUCUUGGGGGCAGGGUCAUGUCGGACAUGGUCAUUGAAACCAUCAGCCCCGGCCAAGAUCAGAGUGAUCCUGGGAGUGCGCCGAACUCCAGGGACGCGGAGGGCAACUCGCAGGAAAGUCCCGGCACUUCCGAAAAAAGCAAGACCGGGAAGGAGGCUGCGGGACAGGUCCCAGACUCUCCUUCCAAACAGCUGCCCGAUCAGAUUUCCUUCUUCAGCGGGAAUCCUUCUGUCGAGAUUGUCCAUGGUAUCAUGCAUCUUUACAAAACCAAUAAGAUGACGUCCCUGACAGAACACGUCCGCCGCAGUGCCAUGCUCUGUAUUCUUGCUGUCCCUGCCGCCAUGACAAGCCACGACCUCAUGAAGUUUGUAGCUCCCUUCAACGAAGUCAUGGAGCACAUGAAGAUCAUCCGAGACUCCACGCCCAACCAGUACAUGGUCCUGCUCAAGUUCAGUUCCCAGGCGGAUGCAGACAGCUUUUACACGAACUGUAACGGGCGCCAGUUCAACUCCAUUGAGGAUGCGGUCUGCCAGCUGGUCUAUGUGGAGAGGGCAGAAGUCAUUAAAUCUGAAGAGGGAGCCAGCCUGCCUGUUAUGGACCUGACGGAGCUCCCCAAGUGCACGGUGUGCCUGGAGCGCAUGGACGAGUCCGUGAACGGUGUGCUGACCACACUCUGCAACCACAGCUUCCACAGCCAGUGCCUGCAGCUCUGGGAGGACACUACGUGCCCUGUGUGCAGGUACUGCCAGACUCCUGAGCCAGUGGAAGAGAACAAAUGUUUCGAGUGUGGCGUUCAGGAGUAUUCCUACUUGCUGACAAGUCAACUGGACUCUCAGAGAAUUUAUUGGGAAAAUAAAAUUGUUCACUUGGAGAAAGAUACUGCAGAGGAGAUCAACAACAUGAAGGCUAAAUUUAAGGAAACUAUUGAGAAGUGUGACAGUCUGGAACAGAAGCUGAGUGAGCUCACAAAAGAAAAACAGUCUUUGGAGAAGAAGUGCGCGCAGCUCAACGGCCGGCUGGCGAAGCUCGGGGGCGAGCUGCGGGAGGAGGCGGAGAUGAACAAGUGCCUGCGGGCCAACCAGGCGCAGCUGCAGGCGCAGCUGCGAGAGGAGGAGCGGCGCGUGCGCGAGCUGGCCGAGCACAAGGACGGCCGCAUCGCCGAGCUGCAGGAGCAGCUGCGCGACGUCAUGUUCUACCUGGAGACCCAGCGGCAGAUCAGCCAGAUGCCGGCGGAGGCGCGGCAGGAGAUCCAGGAGGGGCAGAUCAACAUCGCGUCCGCGCCCGCCCCCAGCCCGGGCAACACCGGCAGGCUGGCCGGCCGGAAAGGCCGGGGGAAGAGGGGCAAAUAAAAGAGCCGCACGCGAGAGACUGCGGAACCAGGAUCGGCGUGGGCAAUCGGGGCCGUGUUGUCUCGUACGAGCGUGUUGAACUGGAGGCGGGACGCCAGCGGCGGAGUGAAGCGGGGGCCACAGCCAGACCGUGGCUGGAGAGACCAGGAAGAGCUGUGGAUAAUCCGCUUUUUCCUGGGGCCUUUCUCCGAGGAGAUGCUGACAAGCCGGAUCAGAUUGGUUUUUCCACAUUAUACUUUCCCUUCCCUGUGAUCUCGGUGUAGCUUUAUCUCUUUUUUUUUUUUUGCUCUUCCCGCAAAAGAUGUUUCUGGAGCAGGCACAUCGUCCUUAACGUGUCCUUGUCGAAGUCUGCGUCAAAACCAUAGCAAUGUCCUAGUACCCAUUUACAUAAUGACUUUGAUGUCUGUUUUCUUUUUGAUUGAUUCAAAGUCAAGCUUUACACUGAUAUUUAUUUGCUAUUAAUGUGUAGAAAACAUAUUUCUAGAUCUUUGGACAUUAGAAAAUCGUAACAAAGGAAUCCAUUUGACCCAUCAUACUUUCCCCUAUUUGAUCCAAAUGCAAUUUGAUUGACUUGACUAUUGCUGGAAAAGCCAUGAUACUCUUCAUGGAUUGCCGUUUUGUCCCAUAUACCAUUAUAAUGAAAUCAAUGUAGUUUUUAAAAUAACUGUCAACGUUAUCCAGUGUUUUUUUAACAUUUUUUCUUUCAGCAUCUGAUAUCGGGGCCCAGAUCUGGCGACUUGAUGGUUUUUUCUUUUAGGUGUAAAUGUUUUUUCAGCAGCACAUGCAGGACACACACUGGUUCUUCCUGGGUGCUAAACUAAAGCACACUCCACUGCUUCUGCACUGGAAAAGUUUUCUUCCUUUUGCAAACAUCUCAGUCUAGGCUGCUUUCAGUUUUGAAUGAAGUAGAAUAUCUAUGUUUAGUGAUGGUAUUUAAGUGCAUUACUAUUGCUAAUGGCACCCAAAAUCACCUUCAGGGGUUUCUAAACUACACUGCCCUCCCUCUUAGCAACACAGGUGUGUAGGCAGGAAACUGUGGACACAUUGUUCAAUAUUGUCAACUGCUGUAUAGCUCUGUGGCUACUGCUGGUGAAUGGUGCUGUUACAAUUUUGAAUUUUUUGACACAAAGACCUGGCUCAGGCUGAGGGGAGAAUUUAUUACUUUACAUGAAAAAGAGCACCCACACUAUAUUCGCAGUACUGUCAGGACCACUCUGUAUGAAGCACAGAACCUGGUUUAGCUGGUGCUUGCAGCACUGCAGUUCAAGGGUAAUGAAGGGAUACACUGCAAGCUAUGCAUUAUAGAUUAAUAAUCUUUUUGGUAAUAUAAAGUGAUAGCAGAUACAGUAUAAUAUGGACAUGCCUCAGUGUCAUUGAUCGUCAGGCAAGUCAUCAGAAAGUGCCAUACCACACCAAGGGCAGGUUUCUGGGCAGCUACGUUUACUACACACGCAAGAUUAUUUUCGAGAUCUCUGAUGAAUUGUCACAGAUUAUGUAGAAAAUGUAUGCUUAGGAGUUAGUUUGGAACUUUUUGUUGGCUCUUCUGCUGUCAGUGGCACCUCUUUAAUAUACUCACCUCAGUGUUGUACAGGUGCUAUUGGUAACAUUAGGUGACGUUUCAUUUUUACCCCAAAAUUAUUCAUCUGGAAUGUGCAAUUUGCAUUAUAGACUCACUCCUCCUGUUGUUUCUGUCAUCCUUUCCAGUGCCAUGUGUGUGUUUCAGCACCACUGUAACAUUGUGCUGCAGUUGUAUUAUACUUGUCACGGCUGCAGAUUGAAAUUUGGAAAGGCUUGCUGCGUGUUGUUUUUUUGACCAUCCCGAAGUGAGCACUUUGCAAAAGGGUUUUUACCCUUGGGCUAGCAGGACGGGAUAUUCCUCUUUUGGCCACAGAUUGGGUUCCUCAUCUCAUACAAAGAGAAGCAUGAAUAACGGAAGGCUCCUGCAUUGUAUUUACUUGACAUCCUUGUCUAGGUACUAGGGCGGCCCGUGUUUGUUCAGAACCGCUCUCAAGUGGAGCGUAGGAUCUGGUGCCCGACCCGUACGGCUGUCCGGCCGAACCCGGGUCACGCGUGGCAGCGCGAGGACGUUCGCCACAGGUCUUCAUCAGAGCGCGACGUAGAUUUCCCUUCUCCCCGGUCAAGGAAUGACGGCCUACACCUGCAAAAAAAAACCACUCCCCGCCCAGCGUUACGCUUCCUCUUGAAAAUGUAUUUUCCGAAAUGACGGAAUGUAUAGCGUCGGGUAUUUUUUGGGCCGUACUCAUUUCAGUUAUAUAGUUCAAACCUGUUGAAAGAGUACUGCUCUCUCUGCGCUGUCUUGUGAAAAGCACGUUUGUCUUGAUUUUCUCAACAGUGGGGGUGGCCUCUCUGGGGCAUUGCUGUGUUUUACAUACUAUAUUCUGCAGGAGUCCGCAUUUAUUUCCCAAAUAUGACUAGAUCCUGUUUACCUACAUCUCCUGCUUACAAUGGCCACCUUCCCUGGGUCAUCUGAGUCACUUUCUGGUCUAAAGAAAUCAAAAGGCAAGAGUUAUUAAGACCUUUUUUUCUUUCUUUCUAAUAUUCCCUUACAUUUUCUCAGUUUUGUUUCUCAGGUUCCCUGCCAUGGUGUUUAUACAGGCUCUCUUAGUUCAGAUGGGGUUUUGCUUUCGAGUUCGGGUGGUGGGGGUGAGGGGUGUGCCGGGGGGCUCCCAGGCAGCGUGGACACCCCCGGCACUGGAAACCUGAGCCCCAGCUCAAAGCAGAGCAGAGGGGCCAGCAGAGCACCCCUCCGCCAUCGCUGGGGUUGGGGCUAGCUUUCUUACCAGCGCCCCGCCAGGUCAGAGCACCUCCGCGCCUCUGCGCAGCACCAGCUCCCCUGCCGGGCGCUGGGGAGGAGGCAGGAGCGAGGAGCCCGUCUGGCCCUCCUCGUCCUCCCUGGGCUGGACUGGAGGUGGGGUCCGAGUGUAGAGCUAAUUCGCCCUUUAUAACGAGUACAUUUGAAUUCUUAUUCACGCCUGUACUCUCAGCGUACAGACGGGUAAAGAGAACAAUACUGUUUCUAUUUAAGCCAGUACUACAAAAGAGAGUAUCUUCCAGUAUACAGUAAGAUACAACACACAGUAUAGAAAACAAUAUACAAUUUACAGUCUUGUAUGCAGUGUAAAAAAAUACAACAUUCUACUGUAGGCGGUAAUUGAUAGCAGUCAGUCUGCAUUUAGCUGUUAGUUAGCCUGAGUACUGUGGGCCCAAGCCAGAUUCUUGGAAAUCUGCAACCCUAAGAUACAAAGCAAAGGUUCCCAAUCCUGGUCCUGGAGGCCCACACACCUGGUUUUCAUUCCAGCUGCGUUUAAUUACUUAAUUGAAGGCUUAAUUGAAUUAAAUAAGGUGCUUGAUUGGAAUGUUUGCGGUGCUCUCUAGACUCAAGAGUUUGGAAUUUGAUUUGAGUUAGGAAAUGCAGUAGUUAAAAGGCUACCUCCCACAGGGUAACAUCUGACAACAGCCACACAGUUCAGAUUAAUCCUGUGUGAUGAAGUCCAUUACAAAUCCAAUCAUGUAACUGACGACGAGGAUGAAAGAACAACCCCCAGGACCGGGGCUGGGAACCGCUGGUGUUAAGAAGCUCCAAAGUGUGUGUGUUUAAACUUAAAAAUGACCGAUAUGUGUGUGUGUGUGUGUGUACAGGGAGGAAGGGGGCAAAAUCCGUUUGUACGUGUCGCAGCGCACAGCGUUCCUAAUUACUGAGGACACUGACAUGGUGCAGAUUGUACUAAGGCAUCAACCUGGUGGCCUUCACACGACGGGUGUAACAGAGCACACAUUGUGAAGAGCUGUUCCCUGGUUUUUUUGGGGGGAAGUGUGGAAAUAAACUUUUCAAGAGUGUGGUAUGUCGUUUUAA